AUCUUCAUUACAACUCCAAAAUCUAUACAUUUCACAAAAAAGAAAAGUGCUAGGUUUUGCUGAUCGUGAACUCAAAGAAAAUGGCGGAUUACAUGCAACAUGGUGGGCAAAUGACGACCCAGCGUGACAGGCAGAUGUACGGAACGACUUACUCAGGGCAGCACCAACAGCCGUCGCAGUCCUACCAGAUGGUUAAGGCUGCAACUGCCAUAACCGCUGGUGGGUCCCUUUUAAUCCUAUCUGCAUUAACUUUAUCAGGAACCGUGAUCGCCCUGACAGUAGCGACACCAUUGCUGGUGAUUUUUAGCCCGGUUCUGGUGCCGGCAGCAAUUACUGUUGUGAUGUUGAUCACAGGGUUUUUAGCCUCAGGCGGGUUUGGAGUGGCAGCUGUGUCGGUUAUGGCUUGGCUUUACCGAUACAUGACGGGCCGACAUCCGGUUGGGGCGGACUCUUUGGAGCAAGCAAGGAUGAAGCUGGCUGGAAAGGCAAGGGAAGCUAGGGAGAAAGGAGAGCAUUAUGUUCAGCAGGCUACUGGAGGUACUCACCAGACUUAAGAUCAUCACUUGAUGUAAUGACACUUCAUCAGAAUUAAGGUGUUAUUAGUGGAGUAUAGGAUCAUGUUGUGGAGUUUGUAAUUGUGUACGUCUUUUUUUGAUUUUGGUAAUUAAUGUGUUUUUAAUCCGAUCCGUAUCUUUAAUUAAUUGCAUUUUAUAUUUGGACAAAAGAAGUUCUAAAUGAUAGUUCAUUAUGAAUGUUCAUGUUUUGGUUAAUAAAAAGCAUUGUGUUUUGGG
This is a messenger RNA of Amaranthus tricolor (Joseph's coat), 791 nucleotides long. Its product is annotated as oleosin Cor a 13-like. The transcript has a single exon. Gene Ontology annotation, biological process: sexual reproduction; lipid storage. Bases 81 to 554 code for a protein of 157 amino acids. Gene Ontology annotation, cellular component: membrane; monolayer-surrounded lipid storage body; extracellular region. The record is from RefSeq and is a predicted model, not a curated record. Lineage: Eukaryota; Viridiplantae; Streptophyta; Magnoliopsida; Caryophyllales; Amaranthaceae.